Molecule: messenger RNA, 732 nt
Organism: Hydatigera taeniaeformis
Lineage: Eukaryota; Metazoa; Platyhelminthes; Cestoda; Cyclophyllidea; Taeniidae
Source: the annotation of a GenBank genome assembly
AUGUCUACCGUCAGUAAAGUUGCUGCUUACACUAUUGGGGAAAUAAUACUGUUGAUUUUGAUUGCUGCACCAACUAUUAUCCUUCAGUUUACUGCGCCGUUUCAAAACGGAUUCUUUCCCAAUGACUCCGCUAUCGCCUACCCCCAGAGGUCCAACACAGUGUCGAUGGUUUGGGCCGCUUUCUUUGGACUGGGAGCACCGUUACUCGCUGUGUUUAUAGUUGAAAUCUAUAUAUCAUAUCGUGAAGGCUUUCCGCGCGAUCUAAGCACCAAUAUUCCUGUGGUUAUUAUCCAGCUAUACAAACUACUUGGAUUGGUGGUCUUCUCAUUCGCUGCUGUUCUGUUAAUCGUUCAAGUUGGAAAGGAAUCUAUCGGUAGCUUGAGGCCGUUUUUUCUUGAGGCUUGUAAACCAACGAACAACGUUGGCAAGGACUACCAACCUGUAAUUCUUUGUUCGGCCGAUAAUGCUCGGCUGAUUGAGGAAGCCAGAAUGUCCUUUCCUUCUGGUCAUUCAUCCGCCUCUGCUUGGGGUGCAGCCAUGACAGCGUUUUACCUACAAAUUCGCUUCCCAAAAUGUCCCAUACCAAUGCUUAAGGCCUUCUUUCAGGUUUCUGUUACCGCCAUCGCUUAUUACAUCUGCUUAACACGGAUUCAGGAUAACUGGCAUCGUCCAAUCGAUGUAAUCGUCGGUUCAUUGCUUGGCAUUGCGUCUGCUGCAAUGAUUGUACGAUAA